Messenger RNA from Cyprinus carpio (common carp), 2671 nucleotides. RefSeq names its product interferon-induced GTP-binding protein MxA-like. Lineage: Eukaryota; Metazoa; Chordata; Actinopteri; Cypriniformes; Cyprinidae. The record is from RefSeq and is a predicted model, not a curated record. Gene Ontology annotation, molecular function: GTPase activity; GTP binding; microtubule binding. Gene Ontology annotation, biological process: defense response to virus. The transcript has 13 exons. Gene Ontology annotation, cellular component: membrane; cytoplasm; nucleus.
UUGUAGUAUCUAGGAAACGAAACCUACCAGCGUACACAAGCGGUCUAGGAUUCACCUUACAGUCAGGAAACAUCUCAGUGAAAUUAGUUCAAAACCAGUGCACGGCGUCUGACUUUUUGUUGUGUUGUGGAAAGAAGGAUUUCUGUUAUUUUGAUAUUUCGAAGUUAUUUAAAGAUGGAGAAAAUGAGUUACACGUUCAGUCAGCAAUAUGAGGAAAAAAUACGUCCUUGCAUCGACACUAUCGACCGCUUACGGUCUCUGGGGGUCGAAAAGGACCUGGCGUUGCCUGCCAUCGCCGUCAUUGGAGACCAAAGCUCAGGAAAGAGUUCAGUUCUCGAGGCGCUGUCUGGAGUAGCGUUACCCAGGGGUAGUGGAAUUGUUACAAGAUGCCCUCUUGAGCUCAAGAUGAUAAGAACUAAAGAUGAAACCAAAUGGCAUGGAAGAAUCAGCUACAAUGAAAAAGAGGAAGAUAUUCAUGACCCAGCAGAAGUGGAGAAAAAGAUUUGUGAAGCCCAGAAUGAGAUGGCUGGAGCAGGUGUUGGUAUUAGUGAUGAACUUAUCAGUCUGCAGAUCACCUCUGCCAGUGUUCCUGACCUCACUCUCAUUGACCUUCCUGGUAUCGCUCGAGUGGCAGUCAAGGGGCAACCUGAGGAUAUUGGAGAUCAGAUAAAGAGACUGAUCAAGAAGUUUGUUACAAAGCAAGAAACAAUUAACCUGGUUGUUGUGCCAUGAAAUGUUGACAUUGCAACCACAGAAGCAUUACAGAUGGCUCAGAAGGAGGAUCCUGAGGGUGAAAGAACAUUAGGCAUCUUAACAAAGCCGGAUCUGGUGGAUAAGGGCACUGAAGAGACAGUUGUAGACAUUGUGCACAAUGAGGUCAUUCACCUUACUAAAGGCUACAUGAUUGUAAGAUGCAGAGGACAAAAAGAGAUUAUAGAUCAAGUCACUCUCCAUGAGGCCAUAGCAACAGAAGAUGUUUUCUUCAAAGAUCAUCCUCAUUUUAGCAAACUUUAUGAUGAAGGUUUUGCCACUAUUCCCAAGUUGGCUGAGAAACUAACAAUUGAGUUGGUUCAUCACAUUCAGAAAUCCCUGCCUCGUUUAGAAGAACAGAUCGAGGCAAAACUUGCUGAAACACAGAAGGAACUGGAGGCAUAUGGCAAUGGACCCCCAUCAGACCCUGCAGAAAGACUGAGCUUUUUCAUUGAUAAAGUUACAGCUUUCACUCAUGAUAUGUUCAACUUGACCACUGGGGAGGAAGUUAAAUGUGCUUCAGAUCUACUAGUUUUUCCAGAACUUCGGGAAGAAUUUGCAGAAUGGAAUGUUGUCUUGUACCGUUCAGGAGUUUCCUUCAACAGGAAGAUUGAGAAAGAAGUGGAUAACUAUGAAGCCAAGUAUCGGGGAAGAGAGCUUCCAGGAUUCAUCAAUUAUAAGACCUUUGAGGGGCUUGUUAGAGAACAGAUCAAGCUGUUGGAGAAACCUGCACUGAAGACACUGAAGACUGUCUCUGAUGUGGUUAGAAGGAAGUUCAUCCAGCUGGCCCAGUGCAGUUUCAUUGGGUUCCCUAAUCUUCUGAAAAUAGCAAAGACUAAGAUCGAAGCCAUCAAGCAGGAUAAAGAACGCCUGGCAGAAUCCAUGCUGAGAACCCAAUUCAAGAUGGAGCUCAUCGUUUACAGUCAAGAUGGCACAUACAGCCAGAGCCUGAAACAUGCAAAGGACAAGCUGGAAGAGGCAGAAAAUGCAAAGCUAGCACUUAAAAUGAAAAAGAGUAGUAUCGUGAGUGUAGACGUUGACACAGGUAAUCAUGCCACUUUGCGUGAGAUGAGGUUGCACCUAGAGUCCUAUUACAUGAUUGCAAGCAAGCGUCUAGCUGACCAGAUCCCAAUGGUGAUCCGCUAUCUGCUGCUUCAGGAAGCAGCUUUGGAGCUGCAAAGGAACAUGCUGCAGUUACUGCAUGAUAAAGAUGGCAUAGACAACCUGCUUAAAGAAGACUCUGAUAUUGGCCAAAAGCGGGAGAACUUACUGAAACGCCAGAAACGUCUGAUGAAGGCACGCAGCCUUUUGGUUACCUUUUAGAAUUCACUUCAAAUACUCGAUUACAACAAUUUUAUUGCAAAACAAAUGUAAAACAUAGCAAAAUGUUUUUAGCAUAGCAAUUGAGUACUUUAUGAAGAAACAUAGGCUUUUUUUUCACAUCCUUUUAAAAUACCUUAAUACUAUUUGUGAGGUGGCUUUUUAGGUUCUGAAGUUUCUUUUAAGGCAAUAUUAAUGCACCUUUUAUUGUUCAGUGUCAAAGUUUGUACUUUUGGGUCUAGUGCUGGACAUUGUUGUAUCUUAAGAGUAUCUAAGUGAAGUGUUUACUUUUACAUACACGCACACACACACACAUAUAUAUAUCUCUCAUUUAUUAAUGACUUUAUAAACUACAGUGUCUUGAUGAAACAAUCCUAAAUGACUGGGACAUUCCUUCUCUGGAGAAGAAUUAAACUAUAAGAGAAUGAUAACAGGUCGCUGUGGCACAAACCAUAUUGUACAUCGAGAAAGAGUAUUCUAAAAUUUUCUCUGUUGUGAUUUGCAUCUUACACAGGAAGGCAUUAUUUAACAAUGUGGUUUAAAAAAAUCUAAGUAGUUACAAUAAAAAGAUGCUUUAUAGCGUAAACAUUCAUUACAUAAA